Gamsiella multidivaricata is the source of this 996-nucleotide messenger RNA. RefSeq names its product tyrosine phosphatase family-domain-containing protein. The transcript has 2 exons. Bases 73 to 882 code for a protein of 269 amino acids. The record is from RefSeq and is a predicted model, not a curated record. Lineage: Eukaryota; Fungi; Mortierellomycota; Mortierellomycetes; Mortierellales; Mortierellaceae. Gene Ontology annotation, molecular function: phosphatase activity.
UCUCUUUCUCAUCGUCCGAAACGAAUUCUCUCUUCUUCAGGCAUUAGCACCAACAACGAGCGGAACACGAUAAUGCUAACUCCACCAGAACAGUUUGGCAUCGUCGAGCCAGGGCUCUACCGGUCCGACACCCUGCAUCCGUCCCACUUCCCCUUUAUCCGCUCCCUCAACCUCAAGACCGCUCUCCUCCUCACGCCCGAACUGCCCUCCCGAGCCAUGUCCAAUUUCUUUGAAGAGAACAAUAUUCGACUGAUCGAUCUCGCCUUAGGGUCAUGGAAGAAUAAUAACAAUAAUAGUACCAAUAACAGUAAUAUCAAUAGCAGCAACGCGAGCGGUAGUACCGCGGAUGGACAGCAACAGGAUUCAAGCACAGGAUCCGGAGGAGGAGCAGGAGUCGGAGGAGGGAACAGCGUCGUCGCCUUGACGACAACGCCCUCGGUCCCUGCAGCACCGUUCCAGACGAGUUGGUGGAAACCAUUGAGCGAAGAGCUCAUCAAGGAUGGACUGGAGAUGGUCCUGGACGCGAACAAUUAUCCUAUCAUCGUUAUGGACACGUCGGGGAUCCACGAGAUCGGCACGUUUAUGGGCUGUCUCCGUCGACUUCAGCAUUGGAAUUUCAGUUCCAUCAUCGUCGAAUACCGUGCCUACGCCGGGAACAAGGCCCGCUAUGUGAACGAACAGUUUAUCGAGCUCUUUGAUAUCGAUUGGAUCACCUUACCAGAGUGUCUACCUACCUGGUGGAUCGAACAGGAGCAGAUGUGGCGCGAGGAGGAAGAAGAACGAGAGAUGCAGUUGCAACAGGAGCGCGAGGCAGAGGCACAGCUACAGAAUGAACGGCAGCAGCCAAUGGCCAUCGCUUCAGCUGACCCACCAUCAUUGUAGCCAUUUGCAUAUUGUAUAAUAGUACACUUUUUUCCCUAUCGCCCUGUACAUCAUAAUAUAUCCAUCAAAAGUUUUGUCCGCAAAAGUCAAUAGGUCUUCCCGCUUAUGAAUUGG